Euleptes europaea (tarantolino) is the source of this 1281-nucleotide messenger RNA. RefSeq names its product akirin 2 (gene AKIRIN2). NCBI's taxonomy places the organism in Eukaryota, Metazoa, Chordata, Lepidosauria, Squamata, Sphaerodactylidae. The coding region runs from base 28 to 615 and encodes 195 amino acids. Gene Ontology annotation, cellular component: chromatin; nucleus. Gene Ontology annotation, molecular function: transcription coregulator activity. The record is from RefSeq and is a predicted model, not a curated record. Gene Ontology annotation, biological process: positive regulation of transcription by RNA polymerase II; positive regulation of innate immune response. The transcript is spliced from 5 exons.
CCCCUCCUCCCCCCACUCGGCCCGGCCAUGGCCUGCGGGGCCACUUUGAAACGGACUCUGGAUUUCGACCCGCUGCUGAGCCCGGCCUCGCCGAAGCGGCGGCGCUGCGCCCCAUUGUCCGCCUCGGCGGCGGCGGCCUCGUCCUCCUCCGCCUCCGCGGCCUCCUUCGCCUCGUCCCCGCAGAAGUACCUGCGCAUGGAGCCCUCGCCUUUCGGGGAAGUGUCCACUCGCCUCACCACAGAACAAAUUCUGUACAAUAUAAAACAGGAGUACAAACGCAUGCAGAAGAGGAGACACUUAGAAAACUUUCAGCAGACAGAUCCCUGUUGUUCUACUGAUGCACAGUCACAAGCAUUUCUCCUUACUGGACCAGCUUUGCCAGGUACUUCAUCUGCAGCAGCAUCACCACUGAAAAAAGAACAGCCCCUCUUUACUCUCAGACAAGUUGGAAUGAUCUGUGAACGCUUACUUAAAGAACGCGAAGAGAAAAUUCGUGAAGAGUAUGAAGAAAUCCUGACCACAAAACUUGCAGAACAGUAUGACGCAUUUGUGAAGUUCACGCAUGACCAGAUCAUGCGACGAUAUGGAGAACAGCCUGCAAGUUAUGUUUCAUGAAUCAUGUUUUCUGCAUACGUGGGCAGCCCUGAAACCCUGUUCUAUUGUUGCAAGCUGUACUUUAAAGACUUGCAACAAUGCCAUAUUCCCCUUCUCCCCACAUACACUGGUUACUUCAAGCUUUUGUCAGUGGCAACCACUCUUAUGCAGCAACUGGUUUUGGAGUGCUCCCUGAUGUCAGUACCACCUGGAUGUGGACCUUUGCUACCUGUUAAUACCAGUGGUCUCAUUUGCUGUAUCAUUACAAUUUGGCUUAUGUUAAUAAGUUUGAAAAGUAAAAGGAUUAAAGCUGGUGUACUAGAACUCUGCCCUUCACUGGUUGUGUAAAUAAAAGUGUAGAAUGACACUUCUGACUGAAGUUAGUGUGGUUUUCAUAACUGUGCACGGCAAAGCUGUAUUCACAGUUAAAUGCGAAUGUAAUUCUUGGACAACUUUUAAGAAAAUAGCCCACAGUACUGCCUGUGAAAUAGUGAAGGAGGGCGUUUCUGUAUUCCAUGACUUUUUGGGGGGCUAAGAAUGGGUUUAUAUAAUUUCUCAUUUUUGUAGUUUUUAUUUAUUCUAUCAGUCUUUAACAAAUGUUUAUUGCUGCAAUUUUUCAGUGUAUCAUUGUUUUACUGCCCUUGUAGUACUGGAAUUUAGUUGAAAGAAUAAAACAUUUACUUCUAA